Pseudoliparis swirei is the source of this 1902-nucleotide messenger RNA. RefSeq names its product four and a half LIM domains protein 1-like. Lineage: Eukaryota; Metazoa; Chordata; Actinopteri; Perciformes; Liparidae. Bases 129 to 968 code for a protein of 279 amino acids. The transcript is spliced from 6 exons. Gene Ontology annotation, biological process: muscle organ development. The record is from RefSeq and is a predicted model, not a curated record. Gene Ontology annotation, molecular function: transmembrane transporter binding.
UAUGGCAGUUCGUAUUAGCGGGAGGGUCCCGAGUUAAAGCCGACAGCCGCAGCCGCUGCCUCCGCACAGGUCCCACCAGCGCCGCAGCCAUCACCCCGACCCCCGCUCUGAAUCCCUCCGGAGUGACGAUGGCGGACAGCCCGCAGUGUUUCUACUGCCGAGACGACCUCGGGGGGAAGAGGUUCGUCCGUAACGAAGGCCGGCCGGUGUGCGUGCGCUGCCACACCAAGUUCUGCGCCAACUCCUGCGCCGAGUGCCAUCGACCCAUCCCUGUGGAAUCAAAGGAGCUCAGUCACAAGGGCCGGUUCUGGCACGAGGAGUGUUUCCGCUGCACGAAGUGUUACAAGCCUCUGGCCAAGGAGCCCUUCAGCACCAAAGACGACCGUAUCAUGUGUGGGAAGUGCUGCUCCAGAGAGGACGCCCCGCGCUGCCACGCCUGCUACAAAGCCAUACCGGCCGGUACCGAGAGCGUGGAGUACAAGGGGAACUCGUGGCACGACGAAUGCUUCACCUGUUUCAGCUGUAAACGACCAAUAGGAUCGCUGAGCUUCCUCUCCAAAGGGACGGACGUCUACUGCAGCCCCUGCUAUGACAAGAAGUUCGCGAAACACUGCGUCUGCUGCAAGAAGGCCAUAACCUCCGGGGGAGUGAACUACCAGGACCAGCCGUGGCACAGCCACUGUUUUGUCUGCAGCUCCUGCUCAAAACCUCUGGCGGGGUCCAGCUUCACCACCCACCAGGACCAGGUCUUCUGUGUGGACUGCUACAAGAGCUCCGUCGCAAAGAAAUGCAGCGGCUGCCAAAACCCCAUCACAGGUUUUGGUAAAGGGGUGAACGUGGUGAAAUAUGAGGGCAGCUCCUGGCAUGAAUACUGCUUCAACUGUAAGAGAUGCUCCCAAAGUCUGUCCAGCAAGAGCUUCGUCGCCAAGGGAAAAGACCUCCUGUGCUCCGACUGUGGCAGCAAGUAGGGCUGGAGAGGUCGGUCCUGUUAACGGUGGUUUAUAUCGUCAUGUGUCUUUUUCUUAUCUUUCUUUUUACAUAAAGGUCAGAGUCUCCAUUUCAAUAUUCUCUUAAAUACUAAAGGGACGUUUGGGGGGUAUUAAGUGAUUAAAACGUUGUUUCCAAAAUGUUUUUUGUGCCCAGAUGUUGAUAAUUUGCUUUGAUGCUCACUUAAACAUACACGGUGCUGAGUGAUGGUAAUGACCAGCUGUGUCCUGAUAGUCCUUAAAAUAUAAAACAUAUGUCGCGAAGUGUGGUUUCCUGUUGGAGGAUUGGAUCAUAUACAAUAUGAUAUAAAAACAAAGUGUUUUGAACUAUGAGAGACAACUUCUCCUGUUCAGCUGGGAAGUAAAACCUGCCACCUACAGCUGAGAUAAAUAAACAGCAGAUGAAUGCAUUGCAUACCUGAAAUACUAAAAAUAGAUAUAAUGAUGCGGCAUAUAAGUCCACAAGUCAAAUGAAACAUUUUUAUUUUGACUUUGCAACACAGAUCUUUUCUAUGAGCUGUCAUUCAUCACAGUGUAUGCUAACGGGUUAGCAUGAAGCAAGAAUAUCAUGUGCUUUCAAAAGUAAUUUAAUUGUGUUUUUUUAUCUUUUAGCAAAAAUAACGGCUUAUGUUAAUGAGUUUAACGUCUACUUAUUUUUUCUAUUUUUAAAGGGUGAUACUUUCCUAUCUAAACCAAACAUUAUAAAUGCUGUUUUUAAAUAAAACAUUUCUAAUAAUCAUUCAAUUACAUCAUGUUUGUAAUUGUUCUGUCAUUUCCAAGGGAUUGCUGUGCUUAUUGUACGUUUUUAGCACUUUUUUUACAUCAUUCUACCUUAAAAAAGGGGAAAAAUGUGAUCAGAUUGUAUUCAAUAUAGACGAUGUGUUGUUAAAAUGGAAUAAACCAAACACAAAGCGGA